Molecule: messenger RNA, 723 nt
Organism: Trematosphaeria pertusa
Lineage: Eukaryota; Fungi; Ascomycota; Dothideomycetes; Pleosporales; Trematosphaeriaceae
Exons: 2
Coding region: 1-723 (240 amino acids)
Source: RefSeq, a predicted model, not a curated record
AUGCAGCCGAACGCCGCUCGGAACGAGAUGGAGGCGAGCGCCCUAUUUCGAGCAUUCAGGGUCCUUCGGUCGCGGCUCGGCGACUUUGUCCAUCCGACCUACAAUCAAAGGAGGGCGAAGCUGGUCUGCGAUGAUCUGAGCAUGAAGAAUGUUAUACUUAAGCCCGUAGACGAUCCGGACUUUCCCGCCUUCGCGGGCCUUAUCGACCUCGAGUUCACUUAUGCCGCACCCGCCCAGCUGGCUGCCACGAUUCCCUGGUGGCUUCUCGAGGAUCGUCCGACUAACGAGUCGUGGGACUGCGACGAGGGCGAGCCACAAGACCUCUGGGAGAGAUUCGUGGAGCAUAAGGAAAUGUACAUAGCUACCUUGGCCGAGGUAGUGGCCGAGAGGGGGCAGUUAGGACACGGGGCAAGUGAUAGGGAAUUCGUCGAGCUGGCUGAAUGGUCGUGGGACUCGGGCGCCUGCUGGAUACACAUGAUCCUCACGGUCAACGGCCCCGGCUGGGCCAGCUUUCCGCUGAUCCAGGUCAGGAAGAUAUACCGCGGACAGUGGGAAGCAGAAGAAGCGGCUAUUCCUCAGGGGCAGGUCGAUGAGUUUGUCGCGGCGAAGAUGGCCGGGUUGCAGCAGUAUCGUGCUGAAGCUGAUCGGAUGAGGGCCGCGAAGGCGGAAAUGAAAGAGAGAAGGAUGACGCUAGACCAGUUCACGGCCGUAAAGCGCGGCUGA